Messenger RNA from Limanda limanda (common dab), 1050 nucleotides. It is a transcript of the gene eif3g, whose product is annotated as eukaryotic translation initiation factor 3, subunit G. NCBI's taxonomy places the organism in Eukaryota, Metazoa, Chordata, Actinopteri, Pleuronectiformes, Pleuronectidae. Bases 52 to 951 code for a protein of 299 amino acids. The transcript is spliced from 10 exons. Gene Ontology annotation, molecular function: translation initiation factor activity; RNA binding. Gene Ontology annotation, cellular component: cytoplasm; eukaryotic translation initiation factor 3 complex. The record is from RefSeq and is a predicted model, not a curated record.
CCGCUCGCUUCCUGCUCUCUUUCCGGUCGUGAAGCUAAGCUAGCCGAGAGGAUGCCGUCGAUGGAAUACGACGACUCCAAGCCCAGCUGGGCAGACCAGGUCGAGGAGGAGGGAGAUGAAGGCACACUCCCACCUCCCAAGGAAACCAUCAAAGGAAACAUUAAAACCACCACCGAGUAUAAAAUAGACGAGGAUGAGGGAAAGAAGUUCAAGAUUGUGCGAACCUUCAAGAUCGAGAAUAGAAAAGCCUCAAAAGCUGUGGCCCGGAGAAAGAACUGGAAGAAAUUCGGCACCUCUGAGUUUGAUUCACCGGGUCCUAACGUGGCCACCACCACAGUCAGUGACGAUGUCUAUAUGACGUUCCUCUCCAGCAAGGAGGACUUGAACGCCACAGACCAAGAGGAGGAUCCCAUGAACAAACUGAAGGGACAGAAGAUUGUGUCUUGCCGAAUCUGUAAAGGAGACCACUGGACCACCCGCUGUCCGUACAAGGACACCCUGGGCCCCAUGCAGAAGGAGCUGGCCGAUCAGCUUGGGCUUUCCACCUCAGACCCGACCAAGCCUCCUGGAUCCGAACCAGAGCCUGCAACACCGUCACUGGGGAGUAAGACAGGGAAGUAUGUCCCCCCGAGCCUGAGGGACGGAGGCACGAGGAGAGGGGAGUCGAUGCAACCCAACCGCAGAGGUGGGGCUGAUGACAAUGCCACCAUCCGUGUGACCAAUCUGUCCGAGGACACCCGAGAGACUGACCUGCAGGAGCUUUUCAGGCCGUUUGGCUCCAUCUCCAGGAUUUAUCUGGCCAAGGACAAGAAUACUGGACAGUCCAAGGGAUUUGCCUUCAUCAGUUUCCAUCGUCGGGAGGAUGCAGCCAGAGCUAUUGCAGGAGUGUCAGGAUUUGGAUAUGAUCAUCUUAUUCUCAAUGUUGAAUGGGCCAAGCCGUCCAACAACUAAGGAAUCUGGCAGAAUAUAUUCCGAAAUGAAGCCAGAUUUGAUUGUCGUGGUUAAAUAUGGCUGUUACCAAAAGAGAAUAAAGAGUACUUGUGAUCACAA